Molecule: messenger RNA, 1140 nt
Organism: Parnassius mnemosyne (clouded apollo)
Lineage: Eukaryota; Metazoa; Arthropoda; Insecta; Lepidoptera; Papilionidae
Source: the annotation of a GenBank genome assembly
AUGCUAACAAUGUCGACUCUCAUGAUGCCUGCGGCGACUAUGACAACGAUGACGAACGCUGGACCAAUCCCAGUUGCGGCCGCGACUAAACUGGAGCCGAAGUUACUGCAGCUGCCACAUCCCGCGCUGAUGCAGCAGCUACCACAGCAAGCGGCGCCACAGCAACAUCACCAUCAACAGCAGCACCAACACAGCAACAAUAAACUCGAACAUUAUCACAUCUUCGUCGGGGAUCUGAGUCCAGAGAUUGAAACGCAGAGUUUGCGAGACGCCUUCGCACCCUUUGGAGAAAUAUCAGACUGUCGAGUAGUGAGGGACCCACAGACGCUGAAGUCGAAAGGCUACGGCUUCGUUUCAUUCCUAAAAAAAUCCGAGGCGGAAUCAGCGAUCACAGCCAUGAACGGACAAUGGCUCGGCUCGCGGUCGAUCCGCACCAACUGGGCGACGAGAAAACCUCCGGCGCCGAAGAAUGAACUGAACUCCAAGCCCCUGACGUUCGACGAGGUGUACAACCAGAGCUCACCCACCAACUGCACGGUGUACUGCGGCGGCCUGACCACCGGCCUCUCUGAGGAGCUCAUGCAGAAGACCUUCCAGCCUUUUGGCACCAUUCAGGAGAUCCGGGUCUUCAAGGAUAAAGGAUAUGCGUUCAUCAGAUUCUCAACGAAAGAAAGCGCUACCCACGCUAUCGUGGCAGUCCACAACACCGACGUCAACGGCCAGCCCGUGAAGUGCUCCUGGGGGAAGGAGUCCGGCGAUCCAAACAACGCACAAGCUCAAGGACAGCUCGGCGGCACGGCUUACAGUCCCUUCGGUGCCGCGUAUACCGCCGGUGGUGUGCCCCCCGCUUCGUACUGGUACAACACAUAUCCUCAGCAGCUUGGCGGCUUCCUGCAAGGAGUCCAAGGUGUCCAAGGCUAUUCCUACGCGGGGCAGUUUGCGGGCUACCAACAGCAAUAUAUGGGUAUGGGUGGCGUGCAGCUGCCGUGGGCGCUCGGAGGCGGCGUGGGGGGAGUGGGCUCAGUGGGUGGCGUGGCCGCCAUGUCCCAACCUCCGCAGGUCCUCCACUACCCAGUGCAGCACUUCCAAGUGCAGCCCAUCGGUGAAGAUGAAUGGCUGGCCCCGAGCCUCCUCGUGUGA